AUGAACUGGGGGGUGUUCGAAGGGCUCCUCAGCGGGGUCAACAAGUACUCCAGCUUCGGCCGCAUCUGGCUCUCCCUCGUCUUCAUCUUCCGCCUGCUGGUCUACGUGGUGGCAGCCGAGCGGGUCUGGAGCGACGACCACAAGGACUUUGACUGCAACACGCGGCAGCCAGGCUGCGGGAAUGUCUGCUUCGACCACUUCUUCCCUGUCUCCCACAUCCGCCUCUGGGCCCUGCAGCUCAUCCUGGUGACCUGUCCAUCUCUCCUGGUCAUCAUGCACGUGGCCUACCGGGAGGCCAAGGAGCAGAGGCACCGUGCCGCCGGCGGGGAUGACUGCCGCCGCAUCUACCCCAACCCCGGCAAGAAGCGGGGGGGGCUGUGGUGGACCUACCUGCUCAGCCUCAUCUUCAAGGCUGGCGUGGACGUGGUCUUCCUCUACAUCUUCUACCACUUCUACAGGAACUACACCCUGCCCCGGGUGGUGAAGUGCGAGCUGCCCCCCUGCCCCAAUGUCGUGGACUGCUUCAUCUCCCGGCCCACCGAGAAGAACAUCUUCACCCUCUUCAUGGUGGUCACUGCCUGCGUCUGCGUCGUGCUGAGCCUCAUCGAGGCCGCCUACCUGAUCGGCAAGCGGUGCCGCGAGUGCCUGCUGGCCAGCAGCGGGGAGAGCCAUCAGCACAGCCCGGACUGCGUGCUCUCCCGCAUCGAGCCUGCGGGCACAGGGGGGCAGGUUUUCCAUGGGGCGGACUACAAACCCCCCACGGCCUCCAUCCCCCCCACGGCCUCCAGCCCUGGCACGCUGUCCGAGGAGGAGGCUCUUCCCUAG
Molecule: messenger RNA, 825 nt
Organism: Gymnogyps californianus (California condor)
Lineage: Eukaryota; Metazoa; Chordata; Aves; Accipitriformes; Cathartidae
Product: gap junction beta-5 protein-like
Biological process (GO): cell communication
Cellular component (GO): connexin complex
Source: RefSeq, a predicted model, not a curated record